Desarmillaria tabescens is the source of this 1650-nucleotide messenger RNA. RefSeq lists its product as uncharacterized. Gene Ontology annotation, molecular function: protein kinase activity; ATP binding. Gene Ontology annotation, biological process: protein phosphorylation. The transcript has 5 exons. The coding region runs from base 83 to 1198 and encodes 371 amino acids. NCBI's taxonomy places the organism in Eukaryota, Fungi, Basidiomycota, Agaricomycetes, Agaricales, Physalacriaceae. The record is from RefSeq and is a predicted model, not a curated record.
UGGACUCAUUUUGGACCAUCACCGUCGGCUACUUACAUGUAACAAUAACUUCUUCCUUCCUUUCUUCCUUUGACAACCUACGAUGUCUGCUUUUGAUGGGAAACUGACUAUCACAGAGAUAUUCUGGCGGGACCAUUGUAUAUGGCUCAAAGAGUGCGGCUACAAACUACGGCCCCGCCUUCAACCAGACUGGACGCCGUCUUGGACGGGGACAAACAAGCUGUCCAUGUUAUGCGAGGAUAGUGAGCGGGAAUCCCGCGCUUACAAUUUUAUGGAUGCUAUGGAUAUGUCCUCUGGAAAGGUGGUUGCGCUGAAACUCAUCAGACAUUUGGAUAACCCUCGUGAACUGGAAAUUGGCACCUUUCUCUCAAAUUCUACGGACCCUCGAAACCAUUGUGUUCCAAUCCUUCGAGUACUACCCGUUCCUAACGAGGACAAUCACACUAUUAUCGUUAUGCCAUACCUACGGCCGUGGCACGACCCCCCAUUCAGGACUACUGGCGAAGGUGUCCAGUUCUUCAAAGAGAUGCUUGAAGCACUUCAGUUCCUUCACCAUCAUAAUAUUGCACAUCGUGACGGAGGACACACGAAUAUAUUCAUGGACGCUACGGAUAUGUUUCCAGAUAGCUUUCAUCCCCAGCGAAACGACCUGAAAUACGAUUAUUCUGGUCCUGCAUCGUACUACCGACGUACUGAACGACCACCAAAAUAUUAUUUUAUCGAUUUUGGUCUGUCAAAUCGUUACAAUGUAGAUGAUCUUCCUGUUGUAGAGCCUGUUCUUGGAGGCGAUCAAACGGUACCAGAGGCCAUCGACAUAACGUCACUGUGCGACCCAUUUGCUGUCGAUGUAUAUUAUCUUGGCAAUGCGCUGAGAGCCUUCCUGCCCGAAGGUACCACUGCAAACCACAAGAUUCGAAAAGGGCUCCGAGGAAUGAAGUCGUUUGGUUUUAUGAAGCCUCUUGUGAUGGCUAUGGUAGAACCUGACCCUGCAAAGCGCAUCAAGAUCGACGAAGCUGUCGAAAGAUUUACGGCUAUCGAGAAUGGCCUGAGCGCGAUGACGCUGCGAGGCCGAGUUGCUUAUAGCAGUGAACCUUUUUUCCUGCGCCCAUUCAGAGCUGUCAGUCACUGGGCGUGGACUCUGAAGCUAAUUGCGCGAGGAGUACCUGCUGUUCCUCAUCAGAGUGCUUCAACUCACUGAAUCCGCUGCUGUCGUUCUCGCUUUCAUGAUAUCCCUGCUAUCGCUUUCCUUUUGCUUAGAUGAGUAUAUGUAUUUUGAUUCCAGUAUCUACAUGACAUCUUCGGCAGCUUUUAUCCACCCCUUAAACCGAUGGCAACAAUAUCCGGUGUCUGGCUUCAUUUCCUUGACCUUCAACUGUAGAAUCGUGUUUCUGUCCACUGCUAUCUCCGUUGCUUUGAACAACUGUCGGACAAGUGCUUAGACAUGGGCGACGAUAUCGUUCCUCACUUCUUGUGGGCCCAGCCCCUUGCAUGCAGUUGUCACUUCAAUGACAUGAGCAAAUGUUCUGUUCGGCGUUGGAGAUGCUUUUUUAUAUUUGUCCUCAUCUCUCUGCGCGUUCGAAUCAUCUUUAUCGAUAAUUUCAACGUAUUUAAUUUUUACAAUUGCAUAUGACGUCAGCACACACCCUUUUA